This is a messenger RNA of Coniophora puteana RWD-64-598 SS2, 2052 nucleotides long. RefSeq lists its product as uncharacterized. Gene Ontology annotation, molecular function: inositol-1,3,4,5,6-pentakisphosphate 2-kinase activity; ATP binding. Gene Ontology annotation, cellular component: nucleus. The record is from RefSeq and is a predicted model, not a curated record. Lineage: Eukaryota; Fungi; Basidiomycota; Agaricomycetes; Boletales; Coniophoraceae. The transcript has 3 exons. Gene Ontology annotation, biological process: inositol phosphate biosynthetic process. The coding region runs from base 1 to 1446 and encodes 481 amino acids.
AUGUUGGAUACAGGUAGCUCACAUGCUGAUGAGGGCACACAAACACCUUCCAUCUCUCUGACGCGCCCCGAAGAUUGGAAGUACAUCGCAGAAGGAAACGCGACGAUCGCCUUCACGUACACCGGCCCAGAUUCAAACUUUCGCGAGUUCGCCCUCAGGCUGCGCAAGACGAAUGCAGCUGCCCCAAAGGACGUGAUGCGAGAGCCGAACUCGGGGAUUGGGCUCACAGCUGGGCACACGCGGUCAGAUACCCUACGCACUCCGCGUUUCACGGCAUCAGAAGAGGGAGACCAUGCGUGCAAAGACCUUGCCUUCCAUUCUCAGGUGAUCGCGCGUCUUCUUCCGAACGAAUGCCUUCCGCGGAUCAAGACGGUGAAGCUGGAGAGAGGUUGGCUCGAAAGCUUGCAUGCUCUCGAAGGACGCACGUAUAGCAGACCUGCUGCUCGAAAGAGUGUCGGUGGAAUUGAUGUCUGUGCUGAUACAGGCGUCCUUGCCACUGAUCUUGUAGGUUCUGCGCCGCUUGCGGUUGAAAUCAAGCCUAAGUGGGGCUUUCUUCCGUCCACAUCCAAGUGGCUUUCUCGUGAGACGGCACCGGUAAAGACGACGACGUGUAGAUACUGCAUGCACUCUUGCCUCAAGCUACAUGGGCGCGACUCAAACUCGAGGUCCUUCUGUCCUCUUGAUCUUUACUCUAGAGAUGAAGAGCGCGUGACGCGAGCGAUCUCUGCUUUAUGGGACGAAUGGGCCGCUGACGAUGCCUCGUUCAAUAAUUUGAGGAUAUUUGCGGAAGGCAAACCGGUACGACCCAACGAUCAUAACAGUCUCGCACGGCUGGCUCAAGUGCUGGGCUACCCAAAGUCCAAUCUUACUGGCUUCUCAUGCCUCAAGGAUGUGUUUUGCUCCGCGCUUGUACCUCUGGUGCUAACGACAGCGGCUUUCAGUACACUAGCAGAACUGCAACGGUCCCUCGACGUGCUAGACAUCGAAGGUCUCCUGGCUAUUCACAAACGCGCGGCGUUAUCAAUCUCAGAUCUUGCAGAGCCGACAAUUGGUGACUGGAACGCCUUCGUGGAUACAUACACCUCUGGGUUCCGUACGUGGAAUCAUGAGAAUCCCGCCAUGGGAAAUGCCGCAACAUAUAGACUUGCUUACACGCUAUCUGCGACAUUCAAGGACUGCUCUGUGAUCCUCCAACCGCACUCCACCACUCCAGCCUCUGAUACGCGUGGAUGCGCUGCCGUCAUAGAUUUGGGCGUAAAGCCGCUUUCUCGCUUACAAGAGUGGGCUUCCAAAGACAGAAAAAUUGCUUUGUUCUACGCAGAGCAUGUUCCCGAGACGGAGCGGCGAACUUGCAUCGAUAACAACAGAAAGCUCCGAGUCUCCUCAAGGUGCAGCAAUUGGCGCGCGGAUCUUGCUGAUAUUUUUCGCGGCGUUCUCCGUCGAUGAGAGCCCGUGUCUUUUUGCGAAGUAACCUUCGACAUCGUCUGUGUGCCCCUGGACACGAGCAAAUCAUGCCCAAAAUCGAAACUUUGUCUAUCUUUGCGACAUCAUGCAUAUGCCGUGCCUGUGAUGCGGGCGCUAUUCCCCUUACCUCCUUCUGCUGCUAAUUUUUUUUCUUGUGUUUUCAUGGUUAUUCCGGCGUACAAUCGCCUCGAACACGGCAUCGACGCGAAUUGGAAAUCUUUCAAUUAUGGGUUUCGCCUUCACAUUCACGACCAACGCAGUGGGAGACCCAUCAGUAACCACUCCCUGAUACGAAAAACGACUUCUGACAUCAGCUUCCGUGGCUGCCCUCCACAAGCCUCCACAUGCCUCAUGUUUUCGCCGCUUCCACCAUGCGGAUAUGGGUCUGAUCAUUCCCAACGAAGGCUUGCUGAAUUGCACACUUCCACAUAUGAUCUCGACAUCCCCAAAUGCUCGUUCGCUUAGCGAUCGCGAUGGCAGCGAGGCCGAGCAUCGACGCUGACACGCCAAUAUAUCCCUACCCGCGAAGGUCAUACGGAGGGUCAAUCAUAAAUUGGGUCUCAGGCACCGCGUGGUCGACGGCGUUAU